ACCGCAAGGGGUGCAACUCGUGUGAAGAAAGUGAAAGCGAAACCAUUGGGCUAUAAACGAUCAAAGGACACAACGGCAGGGGAAACAUAAAAAAAAGAAUAAGAAUAAAAGAGGCCUACUGAUUGGUGUCAUGCAGUCCAUUCUGAACUCCUGGUCUCGUAUUCCUGAAAUGGCCACACUGACUCAGCAGUGAGGAUGUCUCAGAAGUGAAAGAAUAGGUCUGCUGACUUCAAAUCAAGUCUCUCUGAGAUGUCUGAGACCAGCUCUGGAACGCUCAGUUCUAAAAGGAAAAAGAUCCAGUUGGAGAGAGCAGUGUCACCUGUACCCAGCCAUCUAUCAAUGAAAAGUACUGACUCAAUGUCUCAUCCAUUCAACUUUGGGGAAGACUCAUCAGGUGAUAAAAGGAUCCAGUUGGAGAGAGCAGUGUCACCUGUACCCAGCCAUCUAUCAAUGAAAAGUACUGACUCAAUGUCUCAUCCAUUCAACUUUGGGGAAGACUCAUCAGGUGAUAAAAGAAUCCAGUUGGAGAGAGCAGUGUCACCUGUACCCAGCCAUCUAUCGAUGAAAAGUACUGACUCAAUGUCUCAUCCAUUCAACUUUGGGGGAGACUCAUCAGGUGAUAAAAGGAUCCAGUUGGAGAGAGCAGUGUCACCUGUACCCAGCCAUCUAUCGAUGAAAAGUACUGACUCAAUGUCUCAUCCAGUCAACUUUGGGGGAGACUCAUCAGGUGAUAAAAGGAUCCAGUUGGAGAGAGCAGUGUCACCUGUACCCAGCUAUCUAUCGAUGAAAAGUACUGACUCAAUGUCUCAUCCAGUCAACUUUGGGGGAGACUCAUCAGGUGAUAAAAGGAUCCAGUUGGAGAGAGCAGUGUCACCUGUACCCAGCCAUCUAUCGAUGAAAAGUACUGACUCAAUGUCUCAUCCAGUCAACUUUGGGGGAGACUCAUCAGGUGAUAAAAGGGCACAAUGGUCAACAGGGUUCUGCCCUCAGGUAGAGAUGAGAGACCGAUCCAAUGGUUCAAACAUCGCUAAAAAGUCUCAGAAGGAUCUUGAUGGCUCACUUGAGAAAGACCACCAGAAGAAUGAAUCCAUAUUUAGAGACCAACAGACAUUGAGAACUAAUCUGAAGAAGAAAUUUGAAUGCAUAUUUGAAGGUUUCGAAAGGCAGGGCCGCUCGGCCCUCUUCAACGAGAUUUUUACAGAACUCUACAUUACAGAAGGGGGAAGUGGGGACAUAAAUAAUGAACAUGAGGUGAGACAAAUUGAGGCAAUAUCCAAGAGACAAAUGGCACAGGAAACUGUAAUAGACUGCAAUGACAUUUUUAAACCUCUACCAGGUCAAAUAGGGCCAAUCAGAAUUGUGCUAACCAAGGGGAUUGCUGGUAUUGGAAAAACCUACUCUGUUCAUAAGUUCAUUCUUGACUGGGCUGAAGGAAAAGCCAAUCCAGAUGUGAAUUUCAUCUUCAUUCUUCCUUUUCGAGAUCUGAAUUUGAUGGCAGAGAGAAAAUUCAGUCUCAUGCAACUCCUCCAGCACUAUUUUCCCGAACUGAAAGAAAUUGAAAAUGUUGCCAAUGAUGAUGUCAAAAAAGUGCUGAUCUUUGAUGGUCUAGAUGAAUGUCGACUUCCUCUAGAUUUCCAGCACAAUGAAAUCUGCUCUGAUGUAACAGAGUCAACAUCAGUAGACAUGCUCCUUACAAACCUCAUUAAGGGGAAUCUGCUUCCCUCUGCUCUCCUCUGGAUCACCUCCCGACCAGCAGCAGCCAAUCAAAUCGCAUCUGUGUGCAUAGAUCGGGUAACAGAGGUACGUGGGUUCAAUAACCCACAGAAGGAGGAGUACUUCAGAAAGAGAAUCGGAGAUCCAAACAUGGCACGCAGAGUUAUCUCACACAUAAAGUCAUCCAGGAGUCUCUACAUCAUGUGUCACAUACCAAUCUUCUGUUGGAUUUCUACUUCUGUUCUGGAAACGCUGCUGAGUGAAGCACACAAUGGAGAACUCCCUACAAAUCUGACUGAAUUGUACACGCACUUCCUGUUCAUUCAGACGAAUGUGAAGAAUCAGAAGUAUGAUGGCACCAGUCAGACUAACCCAAAGAUGAUGUUGGAGUCAGAUGCAGAAAUCAUCCUAAAACUAGGACAUUUGGCUUUUAAACAGCUGGAAAAAGGUAAUUUGAUAUUCUAUGUAGAAGACUUAAGAGAAUGUGGCAUUGAUGUCCCAAAAGCUUCAGUGUUCUCUGGAGUGUUCACAGAAAUCUUUAAAGAGGAGUUUGGGCUGCACCAGGAGAAAGUCUACUGCUUUGUGCAUCUUAGUGUCCAGGAGUAUAUGGCUGCCUUGUUUGUGUUUCAUUCAUGUGUAACUGAGAAGCGAAACAUCCUCGCACCAGAGGCGCCACAAUCUCAGGAUGUCAGCAUCCAGUUGUUCGAGUUAUACAAGAAUGCAGUGGAUCAGGCAUUGGAGAGUAAAAAUGGACACCUGGACCUGUUCAUCCGAUUCCUUCUCGGUCUCUCAUCGGACACUAAUCAGACUCUUUUAGGAGGGUUUCUAAAACAGAAAUUUAGCAUAUCAAAGGACAUUGAGGAAGCGGUGGCUUACAUCAAGAAGAAGAUCAGGGUGGAAUCCUCAGCAGAGAGGACCAUCAAUCUGUUCCACUGUCUGAAUGAACUGAAAGCCAACUCUCUUGUAGAGGAAAUCCAGACAUCCCUCAGAUCUGGAACACUGUCUGAUAAAAGGCUGGAUCCACAUGAGUGCUCAGCUCUGGCCUUUGUUUUAUUGAUGUCAGAUGUUUUGGUUGAGUUUGACUUGAAGACAUACAACACAUCAACAGUAGGUCAGGAGAGACUGAUACCAGUCAUCAAGUACAGCAGGAAGGCUUUACUGGACCGAUGUAGUCUCACAAAGAAAUCGUGCUGUUCUGUGGCCUUGGCUCUACAGUCAGUUCCUUCACAUCUACAAGAACUGAACCUCAGCCACAAUAACCUGGGAGAUUCAGGAAUGGAGGUUCUCUAUCCUGGUCUGAUUAGUCCAAAUUGCAAACUACAGAGUCUGAGCCUCUGUAACAGUGAUUUUGGAGAUACAGGAGUGAAGUUGCUCUGCGAAUACCUGAGCAGUACAAACUGCAAACUACAGAGACUUGACCUCUGCAACAAUAACCUGGGAGAUUUGCGACUGAAGCCACUAUUUUCUGUAUUGGCAAGUGAAAACUGUACACUUCAGUCACUGGAGCUGUCAAGCUGUCAACUCACUGAGAGAGACUGUGGUUCUCUGGCACCAGCUCUGCGUUCAAACACAUCACACCUGAGAGAGCUGGAUUUGAGAAACAACCGUCUAGGAGAUUCAGGAAUGAGAGAACUCUCUGCAGGACUGGGGGACCGCAACUGUAAACUAGAGAAGCUGGUUGUGAGUCAUUGUGAUCUCACGGAGGACUGCUGUGAUGUUUUGGCCUUAGUACUGCGUUUGCCCCACUCAGAGCUGAGAGAUCUGGAGCUCAGUGACAAUGACUUGCGAGAUUCAGGAGUGAAAGCACUCUGCACUGGAUUGGAAGACCAACAAUGUAAACUGCAGAGCCUGAGGCUGUCAGGCUGUCGAGUCACAGAGAAAGGCUGUAUUGACUUGGCUACAGCCAUGCGUUCAAAUCCCUCUCAACUCAGAUUGCUGGAUUUAACCUACAAUCAUCCUGAGGAGUCAGGAGUGAGAGCACUCUCUGCUGGAAUGGAGGACCCCAGCUGUGCACUUGAGACACUGCUUACGGACCAUGGAGGAGAGAGCAGAAACAAACCAGGACUGAGAAAAUAUGCUUGUCAGCUCACACUGGACCCCAACACAGCAAACAGAAAUCUGUGUCUCUCUGAGGGCGACAGGACGGUGGGACUGGCAACAGAGGAGCAGCCAUAUCCUGAUCACCCAGAGAGAUUUGACCUGAGCCCCCAAGUGCUGUGCAGAGAAGGUCUGUCUGGGCGAUGUUACUGGGAGGUUGAGUGGAAAGGGAGAGGGGCUGACAUUGGAGUGGCAUAUAAAAGUAUUAGCAGGAAAGGACUAGGUAAGGAGUGUGAGCUUGGACAGAAUGAAAACUCUUGGAUUCUUUAUUACAAUAAAUACCAAUACUCCGCACGCCACAGAGAUAAGAACACAAACAUACCUGCCUCCCCCUUCCCCUCCCAUAGAGUGGGGGUGUAUCUUGAUUGGUCGGCGGGCACUCUGUCCUUCUACAGCAUCUCCUCUGAUUCAGUGAUCCCCCUGCAUGUGUUUUUCACAAAGUUCACUGAACCCCUCUAUCCUGGGUUUUAUGUUUGGUCUGAUUCUUCAGUGUCCCUGUGCCAGCUGUAGUAAGAUCAAGUGUACUGGAGGAAUACCUGUCAGACACAGC
Anguilla rostrata (American eel) is the source of this 4360-nucleotide messenger RNA. RefSeq names its product NACHT, LRR and PYD domains-containing protein 3-like. The record is from RefSeq and is a predicted model, not a curated record. NCBI's taxonomy places the organism in Eukaryota, Metazoa, Chordata, Actinopteri, Anguilliformes, Anguillidae. Bases 250 to 4320 code for a protein of 1356 amino acids. Gene Ontology annotation, biological process: intracellular signal transduction. Gene Ontology annotation, molecular function: protein binding. The transcript is spliced from 17 exons.